Ipomoea triloba (trilobed morning glory) is the source of this 711-nucleotide messenger RNA. RefSeq lists its product as uncharacterized. The record is from RefSeq and is a predicted model, not a curated record. Bases 1 to 711 code for a protein of 236 amino acids. Lineage: Eukaryota; Viridiplantae; Streptophyta; Magnoliopsida; Solanales; Convolvulaceae. The transcript has a single exon.
AUGCUGGGAGAAAUUCAAGAGCUUCGCCACGAAACACUCUCACCGCUCCAAACGGUUGAGAGCACACUCGCAAAGAUUAUGGAAAUGAUCCAAGUCCAGGGAGAAACAGAUGUGAACGCUGUCACACUGAGAAGCGGGAGAGCACUUCCAGAAGUUGUUCUACCUCCGCCACAAUCUAUCCCGAUACAAGAACCAAGGAUGGACAAUGAUGAGACUUCAAAUUCGACGCAAGUUGAACGAGCACCCGAAGAAGAAUUCAGAAGAGACGAUAUACAACCACAACCCUCUCGAAAAGGAAAAGAAAUUAUGCAAGGAACACCACCUGUGCCUAAAGCGAAACUUCCAUUCCCUCAAAGAUUCCGCACUAACAUCGACAAUGCCAAGUAUGAUAAGUUCUUACAAAUGCUACGCCAAUUACACAUUGACAUGACAUUCAUUGACGCACUAGGAGAAAUGCCGAGGUAUGCUAAAUUCCUCAAAGAUAUUUUGUCUAACAAGAAGAUAUUGUCUGAAACUGCUACUGUUGUGCUAGGAGAAGAAUGUUCUGCUAUAUUACAUAAGGAUGUGCCUAGGAAGUUAAAAGAUCCGGGAAGCUUUACUAUCCCUUGUAAUAUAGGAGGAACGACUUUUAAUAGAGCCUUGGCAGACCUAGGUGCUAGCAUUAAUCUGAUGCCCUUUGCACUAUAUCGAAAAUUGAAUUUAGGAACUUGA